This is a messenger RNA of Colletotrichum navitas, 4026 nucleotides long. Its product is annotated as RNA-directed RNA polymerase. NCBI's taxonomy places the organism in Eukaryota, Fungi, Ascomycota, Sordariomycetes, Glomerellales, Glomerellaceae. Gene Ontology annotation, biological process: siRNA processing. The record is from RefSeq and is a predicted model, not a curated record. Gene Ontology annotation, molecular function: RNA-directed RNA polymerase activity. Gene Ontology annotation, cellular component: nuclear RNA-directed RNA polymerase complex. Bases 1 to 4026 code for a protein of 1341 amino acids. The transcript has 3 exons.
AUGGUAACGCAAACAACGACUGCCCAACCGGCCCCAAAAACACCAAAGAAGCCUACCCAGAGCGAACUGGUCCACCGUGUCAUCGACGAGCUCAACCGCGACUAUAAUCUCUCCGUCGAAUUGCCGGAUGUUACACUUACUCCCUCAUCAACCCGGGCACGCGCCCAGCAGGAUGCUGCUUUCGCCCGCAGCGAGGAAAUAGUCCGCCAGAUCCGUUAUCAUUGUUUUCAGACCUCUUUCAUUGACAGGAUCUUGGAAAACUUCCACAUGGAAGCCCGUGCCGCUAGCCAACGAUGGAUCCGCCUAUCUGACGACUACGAGCCUCUCUCGGAUCCCGGUGUAUCCCCCAAAGCCGAGUCUCCGGGAGAAGUUCUCAGGCUCCAGGAGAUACUUAUUAAUAUUCUGAGGAAGGCUCGACCUAAACAGCUGGAAUCUAUGACUUCCACUCGAUCUCACCCAGGUCCGGCGGCCUAUCCAGCCAUUGGAGUCCCCAAGUCUAAGAGAAGAUCCGAAGCGGAUAACAAGGCAAUUUCGCCGAAGAAGGCCAAGUCCAGUCUGUCUGAAGGGGUGAUCAACACCCUAGACAAUGUUCCCAGCCGCUCCCAAUCGCCCCAUCUCGACUUGUCCUCAGCAGCAAGGUUCAGUAAGCGCGUUCAAUGGCCUUCCAGGCCCAGCAAUGCGUCUUUUUCACGUGAUGGCGUCUUUGCAAACACUUCCUUCUCGACAUCUGCAAAUACCAGCCGGACAUCUAUUUUCUCCGCGGCGAACGAUUGCUUCCCGGGUACUCAAGAGACAAUACCCACCCCAGUCGAACCGUCCUCGUCGGACUCGCAAGAUCUAUUCCCGGCAAGCUCCGGCCAUCUUGAUGCGCUUGACGUCUCAUUCUCCGAGCACGACGCGGGAGCCUCGUCGAAUGUUGCCACGAAACCUACCGAAGCUGAACCUGCUCCGUUGGGCAAGUCGCGUGACGUGGCAGUCCGCUCGGAAAUCUCUGGUUUUGACGAUCCCACUCUCUGUGAGGCUCUGUUUGCCCCCCUCAAGAGAACUGAACCAGUGGAUCUCUUGUCUAGACUUGAAGCGUCUUGGCCCAGAUUCCCGUGCUGGCUGAACCGUGCCCCUUUCGCGGUUGCCUGGGAAGUCACCCGUAUCGCAGUUCAUUGCAACGUCGACUUGGGGGACGUCGACAUGACCUAUGACGAAUCAUGGAUCAACUACAAGCAGCUCCGGAAGUCUCUCUUCGCCCACCCCCUUUUCGCUGGCAAGGCAUUCCCAGAACAACCUUGCGCGGAUGCCUGGAAGGCAGCAAUGUCCGGCUUCAAAACCGUCCGCGGACAGCAUGUGGUAUUUUCGGCGGCCCUUGAUCAAGCUCCAAACGAGAAGAAAGGCCAGGUAUUCAUAUUGUCCAUGAUGCCAGUCUCGCUUGAUCAUGGCAGCCGUCUUCGUCGUCAUUUUGGCUCAGAUCGCUUCCUAGAACUCCUGGUCCCAGCUUCCAAUUCCUGGACCGCACCCCUCAACAACCCUGAGGCCUCGCAGGAGGUUAUCCGCUGGCUGUCUUCAAAGCUCCAUUACUUUGCGGGUAGACAUUGGCGGGCGUUCUUCUCAAGAGAUGGCGGCUAUAAAAAGCCACCGAAGAACCUAUACCUUGGACCGGAGCCUCGACCCGUUUUCCGAGAGCGGAUCAGCCUCUUUGCCGAGAAUGGAAACAACUUUCACACCGUCAAUACCCCUGGCGGGACAUCGCCCAAAGAUGGCACGCCCGAACUGAGAGUGAAGCUAUCUACAUGUCGCAUGCUUGAUUGGCUUCUACAGUUCGACAGAAAUCAAGAACAGCCCUGCCUGAAGCUCUUCUCCCGUAUACAGCUUGGCCUCAGCAAAACAACACCAAUAAUUGUUCUUGGUCGCGAUCAGAUACGAAUCCAAGACCAGGAUAUGUGCUCCCCAAUUGGAAAGGUCAUGAAUGACGGUAUUGGGCGUAUGUCGCGUUCUCUAGCACGCAAGGCACGAGACGUUCUUGGCAUUAGUGAUAUUCCCUCUGCCAUACAAGGUCGCAUCGGUCCUGCAAAGGGCAUGUGGCUCAUCGAUAUCUCCGACGACAAAGACGACCUCUGGUUGGAACUUUGGCCAUCUCAGCGGAAGUGGAACUGUGACUUUGGUGACCCAGAGCACCGCACCUUUGAAGCACGUGCCCAUGCAAUGGAACCCAGGUCUGCCUGUCUCAACAUCCAGUUUCUUCCGGUCCUUGAAGAUCGCUCCAUAAAUAAGGAAGCGAUGCGUGAGGCCGUUGGCAAAAGCCUUGUUGACGAGCUCAACCGCCAGCUCGAGGAACAGAAGAAUGCCAUGAAAUACCCUCUGCAGUUUCGGCAAUGGAUCAGCCAAACAUCCUCUACGCGGACACAGCGACUUGUACACGGCCAUGUGCCUUAUAUGGGUGGUCUUCCCGAAUCGAACGAGGAGAUUAUGAACAGUCUCAUAGAUGCCGGGUUUGAACCUCAGAAGCAGAGGUAUCUCCAAGAACUGGCCUGGAAUCUCAGGUACAGCUUGUGCGAGAGCCUGAAGAAGAAAAUGAGCAUCAAGGUAUCCAACUCGGCAUACUUUUUCAUGGUCGUUGAUUUCUGGAAUGUGCUCGAGGAGGGCGAAGUCCAUCUAUGCUUUUCUUCCAAAUUCCAGACCGACACCUUUUCGGACUCGAUGCUCCAUGGCUGCGACGUUCUCGUAGCUCGCUCCCCUGCACAUUUUGUGAGCGAUAUACAAAGAGUGAAGGCCGUCUUCAAGCCAGAACUGCAUACAAUCAAAGAUGUCAUCGUUUUCUCCGCCAAGGGAAAUGUGCCUCUUGCCGACAAACUCUCGGGCGGUGACUACGACGGAGACAGGGCUUGGGUUUGCUGGGAGCCGGCCAUUGUGUCAAACUUUAAGAACGCAGAUGUGCCGCCGAUCCCAGACCUAUCAGGCUAUCUCAAGAAGGACACCACGGUAUUUGCCGACCUUGGACGUGGAGCCAACUCGGAUGCAGUCUUGGAUAUGAUCAACCGCGGCAUUACCUUCAGCAUGCGUCCCUCUUACCUGGGAAGGGCGACCAAGUUCAAGGAAAGGCUGUGCUAUCGCAUCAACAGCGUCAACAACGACUAUGCGCUUUGGCUGAGUGCUCUCCUCGGAAAUCUCGUGGACCAAGCCAAGCAAGGUUUUGAGUUUAGCGUGGAUGAUUGGAAUAGGUUUCGCCGCGAGCGGCUCGACGGCCAGAAGUUCCGCUACCUCGAGGACCCGGCAUAUUUUUUCGAUAGUUGGUCGGGUGGCGGGAAGCCCACACACAUUAUCGACUAUCUCAAGUUUUCGGUUGCCAAGCCGACAAUCGAUGCUGAGCUUGAGAAGUUCCACAAGGCAAUGAACUCGAGCUCAGAUCGACGUGAACUGAGAUCUUUUAGUAUGAGGAAGGAUACAGAGGAAGAAGAGACGGCGGAGUUAUGGGAUCCAGAUCUGACCAAGCCACAUGAAGUCUUUGAGAAGCUCGCAGCAACACACCCCGGCCUAAAAAGGGUACUGAAGAACUUGACGGAUGAUCUGAAGGACCUCGAGAAAAAGUGGAACACAGCCGUUGCCUCAACCGCGGAUAAAGAAGGCCUUCCGCGUCGCAUCGCAGAAGUUUAUGAGUCGUGGCGUGCCGUUCAGCCGAGGCCAGAUGGAGUGCUUGAUCCGACGAUCGAGGCCCUUCUGCUGCAAGACUACCUGUGUGAGGAAUUAUCGCAAUGGGCUCUGCUACGUGCGAGCAUGGCAUUCAAGAAAUACUACAAACGCAAGCCGAAAUUUGUAUGGCGUAUGGCGGGUAUACAGCUCCAGUACAUCAAGUCGAUGACAACGGCGGGCCACGGCAGUAUUCCCGUCGUCGUGACGCCAAGACUUUACGCUGCCUUGAAGCCAGAUAACAAGUACAUCACCCAGGUAGUCUCGAAGAUGAGAGGUGAAGGGUCCGACUAUCAGGGGCUUCACGAUGAUGACGAGAACAACUGGCAAGACUCGGAGGGCGAAGAGUAG